This is a messenger RNA of Aspergillus brunneoviolaceus CBS 621.78, 1386 nucleotides long. RefSeq lists its product as uncharacterized. The coding region runs from base 30 to 1232 and encodes 400 amino acids. The record is from RefSeq and is a predicted model, not a curated record. NCBI's taxonomy places the organism in Eukaryota, Fungi, Ascomycota, Eurotiomycetes, Eurotiales, Aspergillaceae. The transcript has a single exon.
CGAAAGGAGGGUGCUUCAUUGUUCUUCGCAUGGAGGUGGGUUGCACAGCUCUUCAGCACAUUCCCAUCGCGCAACAGGCCUCGGAGGACUACCCAGACGUGUGCACAUUCCUGCAGGUGAACUUCGCCAUCCCGCGGCAGAUCACGGUCACGGUCCACCCGGCCGUCGAUAGCGACGAUAAGCUCGACUGGGUGGGCGCGCAAACCACGGGGACCAUCAACCUCGAUGCCACGCUGGGGCUGGCCCCGGACGCUCAAUGGACGAUGGCAGUCAACGUCCGCCAGCUCGUCAACCUCCUCUCGCUACCGCGUGCCUUACGCGGCCACAACUGCUUCUCCGCCCGCAUCAUCCGCAUGGUGGACCGCAAGCUGACCCCAACAAAAGCCGGACCGACGCCCUUCGUCAGCGACGGCACCGAUCUUAGCUGGACGACGGUGGCGAGCGCCAACUACGGGCUGUCGAUCCAGUGGAAACCUCCGCAGCCGACGACUUGGCUGGCGGACUUCAUCAAGAACAGCCUCACGGUGGCGGCGGGAUUCCUGCCCCUCGUCGGCCCGGUAGCGGCGGUCUGCUUCCCGCUCGCGUGGACCGCGAUCGUCGAUCCCCGGGCCUUCGAUGGGAUCCUCAAGGAGCUCAUCCCCGUCGCGGACUUGGCGAUGAAAGUGGCGGGUAAUAUGCGGCGAAGUGCCGAGGAGCAGGUGUACUAUCUGCCGCAGGAGUGGUCCGCCACCGUCCACAACUUCAAGCUGCUGGCGGCGGAGAAACAGAGCGCGGCGGAGCAGGAACUGGCCAAGGCCACCCAACCGCCGGCACGCGCCAAGAUCCCCGCGCCGGAGAUGGUCAAGAAAUUCGAGGCCAUUCGCAAAUUCAAGUACUGGAAUCUGAUGAAGCCCCUACCUGCCGCGGUCACCGCCACCGAAACGACGGUCCGACUCGAUGCAGCGGGGGAGCCAGUUGAGGCGCCGCCGAAACCCGCAUUCGCCCCGGAAACCGCUCUUCCGGCUGUUCCUGCGCCGCUCCCCCUCGACCAGCUGAAGCCCAGCUCCUCAUUCCAGCUGGCGGGCCAGGUGCUUCAACAAUCCGCGGCCCCCGCGGCUACGGGUCAUAAUGAUGGCGCUUCGGGGGGGAUCUUGGAUGAGGUACGCCCCGAGGAGAAUCAGGCCAGAGGAGCCACCAUCGAUGAGAGCUGGCUGGAUGCAUAUCUCCACGAGGAGCUCUUUGGAGAUGACUAGUGAGUGAAUAUGAGCACGCUAGUCUGGUCUUUCAGAGCGGGUUGAUUUUCCCCUGGCAAAAGUAUCUCAUCUUAAUCGCCUUCUGUAUUGCGUUCGACUGUAUGCAUCUGUGUCUAUCGUAAGCGAUCCAAAUUGACACCAAACUAUUUACCCG